CUGCUAAUGUGAAUAAUGAAUUCGUCUCAUGUUUUUCCUCUGAAAAUUCCCAUUUUCUUUUUCUCUUCAAUUGUUUUUCCUCACUCUAACAGCGACGAUCGAUUUCUUUGAAAUUCUUUUCCGUCGGAUCUGCAAUUUUCAAUCUCGAUUCAGUCAGUGUGACGGGGCUGCUUCAUUUUGAACUCGGGCAAGGAUGAAGAAGGCAAUCGGUCAAACUGUUAGAGAACUUAAGAGAGAGGUAAACAAGAACGUUCUUAAAGUUCCUGGAAUAGAGCAGAAGGUUCUUGAUGCCACCAGUAAUGAGCCCUGGGGUCCUCAUGGAUCACUUCUUGCAGAUAUUGCAAUGGCUACAAGAAACUAUCAUGAGUAUCAGAUGAUUAUGACAGUAAUUUGGAAACGUCUAAGUGACACUGGAAAGAAUUGGCGUCAUGUCUACAAGGCUCUGACAGUUCUGGAAUACCUUGUUGCUAAUGGAUCGGAACGUGUCAUAGAUGACAUAAGAGAACAUGCAUACCAAAUAUCGACCUUGUCCAAUUUUCAGUAUAUUGAUUCCAGUGGAAGGGACCAAGGUAACAAUGUCCGAAAAAAAUCUCAGAGCCUUGUGGCCUUAGUAAAUGAUAAAGAAAGAAUAAUUGAAGUAAGAGAAAAAGCUGCAGCAAACAGGGACAAGUUUCGAAAUACAUCAACAGGUGGAAUGUAUAGGCCAGGUUCAGGGGGAUAUGGAGACAGAUAUGAUUAUGAUCGUUAUGGAAACAGGGAUUAUGAUGAUCAGAAUGGUAAUGGAAGAGACCGUGAGUAUGGCUAUAGAGAUGAUGAUCGGUAUGGAAGAUAUGGGGAUUCAAACAACCGUGAUGGAGAUCGUUAUGGCAGAGAUGGUUACAAGGAUGAUGACUACCGAGGUAGAAGUAGAAGUGUUGAUGAUUAUGAAUAUGGCACAAGAUCUAGGAGCUCUGAUAGAGACCGUGCUUUUGAUGAGGAUGGUGCUUCCUGCAGGGGCAGUGGUGCUAGAGCUGAUGAUCACUCUCAGGAUGGAAGGCAGCAUGAGCGGAAGCAUUCUGACCAAAAUGUUGGUGCUCCUCCUAGUUAUGAAGAUGCAGUAAAUGAGACUCAGAGUCCUGCCCAUAGUGAAAGGGUUGGCCAAACUUCUGUAGCAGCUGCUCCUGGGUCUUCUCCUCCUGCUAGCAAUAAUAAUCCUAACCAAGCAGCCCCUGAUCUUAGUAAUUCAGCUUCUCCUCCAAAUCAUCAAGUGGAGGUCUUUGAUGAAUUUGAUCCCCGCGGAUCAGUUUCAGUUACAGCCGCUCCAACUACUGCUCCUGCUGCAGCAUCUGUCCCUGCUACUGCUGUUCCCUCUGCUUCGACCAAUGCUGAAAUAGACUUACUGGAUGUUCUGUCUGAUUCAUUUGCCAUAGUCCCAGUUACACCUGAAAACCAUGCUACUGAGUCCGAUGCCCGUGCCAACUCUGGUACUAUGCCCACCUUUGCUGCUAAUCAGUCGGCAUCUAAUUUUGGAAAUCAGGGUUUUGAUGAUCCAUUUGGCGAUGAUCCUUUUAAAGCUGUCCCUUCAACUGAUGCUGCCCCAGCGGUGCAACAAAUUUCUACUUCCAUGCCUACUUUCCAGCCUGCAACAAAUCAAAAUGCAGUAGUUCCUCAGCCCCCUUCUGCGAAUUUUGAGACAGCCACAAACUUCAACUUUGGGGACUCAUUCUCUGCCAAUGCUUACUCUGCACCUAGUGUGUCCAGUGUUCAACCUCCAUCAACAAACUCCCAGUUUCUGCCCCAGGAAUUGUCAACUCCAAAUCUGGAAAGUGAUAUACUGGCGGAUGUUUUUCCAGCUUCUGGGCCUGCACAGCCCAGUGUUGACAUGUAUGGCCAAUCUAUGCAGCCAAGUGCUAAUCCUUAUAGUCAACCGCCACAACCUGGUGCUAAUCCAUAUGGUCAACCUGCACAGCCAAAUGCUAAUCCAUAUGCCCAACCCAUGCAACCAAUCUUGAAUAAUUCGUAUUGUGAUUUUAACCCACAGACUGUGUCUAUGUCCCCUCAGAUCCCAGAAUCUGCUGCCCAAAUCAGCAAUGGGAGCUUCAACUCUCACAUUGGUUCUAAUGCUCCUGUCAGUUCACACAUGGCUGCUCAACCACAAAAUAACAAUGAUGUCAUGGGUGGAUUAGUUUCACAACCUGGAUCAAAGCCUUCAAUGGCACCACAGACAGUUACUCCCUCGUCAACAGGAGCACUUGCUAUAGUUCCUGUUUCACAACCAUCGAAGGAUAAAUUUGAGUCGGCAGUUUGGGCCGAUACAUUGAACAGAGGACUGGUCAAUUUGAAUAUAUCUGGGCCUAAAACCAACCCAUUGGCUGAUAUUGGAGUGGACUUUGAUGCUCUUAAUCGGAAAGAAAAGAGGAUGGAAAAGCCUGCCCCGAAUUCGGUGACAUCUACAAUCACCAUGGGUAAAGCAAUGGGAUCGGGUUCCGGGAUUGGUCGUUCAGGUGCUAGUGCUCUAAGACCUCCAGCAAAUCCUAUGGUAGGUUCCGGUAUGGGCAUGGGUAUGGGAAUGGGUGGACCUGCUGGAGGCAUGGGCAUGGGAGGAGGCUACGGUGGAAUGAAUCAACGACCAAUGGGAAUGGGGAUGAACAACAUGGGCAUGAAGAUGGGAAUGGGGCAGAGACCCUACAUGCAACCUCAAGCUGGAAUGCCUGGAAGUUAUAACCCUAUGAUGGGUUCCGGUGGAUAUUAUCAACAGCCAUAUGGCGGCAGUUAUCAAUGAGAACAAGUUCCCGUCCGAGAAAAGGAAGUUACAUACAAAGCUUGUGAUAUAACAGAGUUAAAAGAAAUCAAAAUAUAGCUAAACCUUAGGUAUCGCCAUCGGUAUCCCAGAGUAGAAGCUCUAAUUUUGUAGUGUCACGAUUCUCUUGGCAGGGGGCUGUGAUGGGAUCCAGUUCUUAUUCUUAUGUUUCUAUUAUUUUUCUCAUUCUUGCUUAAGCUGUUGCACUGUUUGGACCACAAUGAGUCCUUUUGGUUCAAUGCCUGGUUUGAGCUGUUGUGAUAUUGUGUUGUACUGUGGACAGCCCUUCUCA
This is a messenger RNA of Hibiscus syriacus, 3071 nucleotides long. Its product is annotated as clathrin interactor EPSIN 2-like. Gene Ontology annotation, cellular component: clathrin vesicle coat; endosome; plasma membrane. The transcript has 14 exons. Bases 194 to 2761 code for a protein of 855 amino acids. The record is from RefSeq and is a predicted model, not a curated record. NCBI's taxonomy places the organism in Eukaryota, Viridiplantae, Streptophyta, Magnoliopsida, Malvales, Malvaceae. Gene Ontology annotation, molecular function: phospholipid binding; clathrin binding. Gene Ontology annotation, biological process: endocytosis.